This is a messenger RNA of Lethenteron reissneri (Far Eastern brook lamprey), 3357 nucleotides long. RefSeq names its product general transcription factor IIIC subunit 4 (gene GTF3C4). Gene Ontology annotation, biological process: transcription initiation at RNA polymerase III promoter. Lineage: Eukaryota; Metazoa; Chordata; Hyperoartia; Petromyzontiformes; Petromyzontidae. Gene Ontology annotation, cellular component: transcription factor TFIIIC complex. Gene Ontology annotation, molecular function: histone acetyltransferase activity. The record is from RefSeq and is a predicted model, not a curated record.
CCCUGGUCCGUGCGUUCAGGGUGUGAGCACGUGCGCGGUCACACGCACACGUGGCAGGGCGCCCUGCACGUCCCCGGCCAGCGCACCGCAGCAAGAGCGCCCCGCGCACCAUCUACCCGGCAGGCGAGCGACACCGCCAGGCGCCGCGCUCGUGCAGACGCAGAGGGACAGCGGCGGGGUUCCGUGCGGAGUAUGUGGGGGGGUGGGGGGGUCGCGUCCCCCAUGCGGCUCCACGCGGCGCCGUCCCGCCUGGGCGCGCGUCCCCGCGGCCCCGAGCCCGUGCAGUGGUCGCGGGACGAGCGCGUGAGCGUGAGCUCGGAGCGCGGAGUCCGCGUCGCCGACAUCCUCCUGCUGGGCGGGGGGGAGGAGGAGGCGCCCGGGGUGGGCGACCCGCGGCCUCGACUCCGCGUCACCGCGCUGCAGAUCCCCUCCGCCACCUCCGCGGUGUCCGUGGGGCAGCAGCUGCAGCAGGAGGAGGAGGAGGCGGCGGCGGCGCGCGUCCACCUGGAGGAGGCCGGCGAGGAGGGGACGUUGGGAGCCGCAGAUCGCCACGAGUUUGCGCUGCACCGUGGCUUCACACGCACGCACGGUUCCAACGUGCCGCUGCGCGGUGGCUGCGUGUGUGCACGCUGGAGCCCCGUGGGGUGCGACGUGCGUGGGCGCUCUCUGCUAGUGUGCCUCUCCUCGGAGGGCUUCGUCUCGCUGUGGGUGUGGGCCGAGCGCGACGUCCACACCUGGUCGUGCCUCGCGGACCUCACCCAAAUGUACAGAGACAUUUUAAAGAAGGAAAAUUACCACGCAGCUGAUGGGGCCUCCCUCAAAGACUUUGAUGAAUUCAAGCGGAGGAGCCAGAUGCAGGCGCCCGUGAGCGUGGAGUGGUCGCGCAUGUUCACGACGACGCGCGUCAGAGACAAGACGGGCACCUGCGAGGAGAUUCGCUUCGCCCUCCUCGCCGUGAUGAUGGCCAGCGGCCACAUCGUCGUUUGGCAGGUGUUGGUGCCGGCCAGCACGAGUGCCCACGUGGUGCUGGGCUCGGUGCUGGAGUCGGGCCUGGCAAACCCGCGCUCGCUCAGCUGGUGGGCCUGCCACGUGGGCUCGCAGAACAUCAACGGACUUGUUGUGGGAGACUCCAUGGGGCAAGUGCGCCUCCUGCCGGUCAAUCUCUCUGCUGUCAAGGGCUACUUCACACUGCGGCAGCCAGUGACCCUGUGGUCGAGCCAGGAUGGCCUGUCGGUGAACUUCAUCCGCACGCUUGACAUGGUGCCCUCGGGCGACACGAGCGUGCACGGAGCGAAGCUCCCCUCCUCGCAGGGCUCGGGCGCGCCGGCCGCUCGGCACGCUGGGGGCACCGGCGUCACUGAACAAGCGACCGCCCCCAAGGCCGCCCCCAAGGCCGUCUCCCACGCCCGGGCGAGCCCCCACGCGGGCGCGCUGCCCUCGUCGACGUCUCAGUGCGGCCGCACGAGCGUGGUGCUCGCCGCCCGCGGGCCUCACCUGCUGGCAUGCGUGGUGUGCGUGAGCGGGGGAGGAAUGAGCGUGCAGACGGCGCACGUCACGGGCCUGCACCCGCAGCCAAUCUGCGGCAUGGCCGCUGUCUGCUCGAACCGUUGGGGCGACGGGGACGGCGGAGGCGGCGGCGGGGGGGUGGUUUACACCGCCUCCGCCGACGGCUCCCUGUGCUGCGUGUGGCCCGUGCUGUGCCACAGCGGCGGCGAGGGCGACGUCAGCGUCAGCAUCCCCGCCGCCGCGGGACAGAGACGAUGGGUGCGCUUCGAGAAGCGCGUCAUGAGGCUUCCGGGCCCCCUCGGCCACGCACGCGUCCGCGGCCUCGCGGCGUCACCCAACGGAGCCUUCCUCGCCCUGCUAACCACGGAGGGGCUGUCCGGCGGGGACAGCGAGGAGGAGGAGGAGGCAGCGCCGGGCCAGGAGGGCAAACCGGGGCGAGAUGAAUCUGCCGAGAAACAACGGACUCGGGGAGAUGGCGAAGAUCUGGGCUUCGGAGACGCCGGCGAGCGAGACCCGGCCGCGGAGGCAGCGCGCCACCACAAAACACCGAACCCAGACGGCGGCCACGCGGACGGCGACUUCCCCGUCACUCUCGGCCUCCACCCUCCGCAAAGGACGUACUCGCUCGCGUUCGUCUCGCUCGUCAACCCAGACGAGGCCUUCAGGCGCUUGGUCUCCGUCCCGCCGCCCGACUCGCCCUCUUUGUCCGCCUGCGGCCUGGCGUUUUUGCGGGCCGACCUGCUGGAGGUGCUGCGCUCGCACUCGCUCGAUGUCGGAGGCCGGGUGCCCGCCACCAUGCUGGCCGAGUUGGACCGCCUGACGGAGGCGAAGGAGGGUGGCGUGCGCUCGCGGGACCGGGGCCGCUGGGCCGCCUACCUCACGCGCGUCAGGCUUUAUCUGCUGCGCUUCGCCAUCCACGCCCGGGGGAGGCCGCGGCCACGCUGGCCGCCGGUGGGGGCGGAGGCCUUCGCUCGGCCUCGUCCAGCCACGGGAACCAGUCCAGAUGGGGCCGGCGACGGCGUCCCGUCCGGCGUCAAAGACGAGAGCGUGGACGGAAUCAAAGACGAGGAGGACGAUGACGACGAUGACGACGGCGGUAGUAACGCAGGUGGGGAAUUUAACACUGCAGACGCCACAAGAAUGAAGAGCACGGAGGCUGUCGGUGAAGGUGCUGAGCGCGAGACGGAAUCCGACUGGCUUCUGGCCGAGAUCCGGCGCAGGGAGAGGGUGCUGGCCCGGGGAGCGGCGUGCCGUGUCCUGGAGAGGGCGUUCCUGUGCACGCGCUUCGACCUGCACUUGCACCUGCCAGCGCGCGGCUUGCUCGGCUUCAUCACCAGCGGGGACACGAGCGCGCACGCCACCGACGCACAGGUGCUGGCUGCGAACAUCCUGAAGAAGAUCGGCAAGCAGGACAUUCAGGAGAAGUGCGUGCUGUGUGCCGCAGUCAUCCCCUUCGUGUCGCACGUCCAAGCAACCUGCGCCAAUGGACACCAGUGGCUCAGGUGCGCGGUGACAUUCGCAGCUUGCCAGACGUGGCGGUACCGGCGGUGCAUCCUCCACGACAGCGUGGCGGCCUUCCCCAAGGCCACGGAUCCCGAGUGGAUGAAGCAGCACCUGGACAGCCCGUGCAUCUACUGUGACUCGCCGUACCUGUGAGGUGCCACGUUUACAAAACCGUGCAGCCUCUGGGCCCAGCUCCGCGUUACUCCCCCCCCCCCACCCCCGCGUCUCACAUCGCAUUGUCUUUAACGGGGCUGCGCUUUACAGCUCCAGUUCUAAUGCCCCCACUGAUGAUAGGUUCCUAUUUCUCGACCAAUCGGACAGCAAUAAAAACAACUUUUAAAAGUUUCA